CUCUGAGAGUCACAAUUUCUAUUCGCCUUUUAGUCAGAGACGGUAAAGGGUACAAUACUGCCAAAAGUCUCGAAAAUUCGACGCCUCCGAGGAAUGGCUUCAUAAUUUUGAUUGCAUUUAACCCCUGAGUCUUUGUUUCCUUUAUGCUCUUCCGUGGUUUGCAAAGUCCUGUGCGGCGCCCCCGAGCGCGCCUUACGCAGAUGGCAGCUUAUUUUUGCGCUGGUGGCAUGCCUUCCCAAAAUGCAGCAGCUGCCCUUCCAAUUGAUAAUCUUCCAAAAAGCCAUGUCUUUACCGAUAAACUUCCUCCAGAUCCAGCGUUUCCCGGACCGUCUGACUCUCACAAAGCGCCUCGGGAGACGCUGGGGCCGCGCCUCGUAAAGGGGGCGUUAUAUACCUAUGUUCGUCCGGAAUCUCAAUAUGAAUCCGAGUUGUUAGCAGUUAGCAGUGCAGCCAUGAGAGACAUUGGACUUAAAGAUAGCGAGGAGCAGUCAGAGAGGUUCAAGGCUGCUAUGGCUGGCAAUGUCAUCUUUUGGAAUGAGGCUACGAAAGAGGGGGUGUACCCCUGGGCCCAAUGCUAUGGAGGCUGGCAAUUUGGCUCAUGGGCCGGUCAACUUGGGGACGGACGGGCAAUAUCACUCUUCGAAUCUACAAAUCCUAGUACCAACAUUCGCUACGAGAUCCAGCUCAAAGGUGCUGGUAGAACUCCAUACUCUCGAUUCGCAGACGGCAAGGCUGUCCUCCGUUCGAGCAUUAGAGAGUUCAUCGUCUCGGAAGCACUCAAUGCGCUAAGGAUCCCAACCACUCGCGCUCUCGCUCUGACCGCUCUCCCUCAUUCAAGAGUCUUACGGGAGCGCAUGGAGCCUGGUGCAAUUGUUGCACGUUUCGCUCAAAGUUGGCUGAGAAUUGGAACUUUUGACUUAUUAGCCGCCCGCGGCGACCGUGACCUGAUCCGAAGACUAGCUGAUUAUGCUGCCGAAGAAGUCUUUGGCGGCUGGGAAGCAUUGCCAGGAAAAGAAAUAGAAGACCAGAAAGAAAGGCUAGUGGGGCCAGUAGAAAACGGGCUACCAAAAGAUAAGAUUCAAGGUGCUGGAGAAACCGAAGAGAAUCGGUACACGCGAUUGUAUAGGGAAAUAGUCAGAAGAAAUGCCAGAACAGUGGCGGCAUGGCAAGCUUAUGCCUUUACAAAUGGUGUUUUGAACACCGAUAACACCUCUAUCUUGGGCCUUAGCAUAGAUUUUGGACCAUUCGCCUUUCUGGACGAUUUCGAUCCCAAUUACACUCCAAACCAUGAUGACCAUCUGUUGAGGUAUUCCUAUAGAAACCAACCGACAAUUAUAUGGUGGAACCUCGUCAGAUUGGGGGAAUCACUUGCAGAGCUCAUAGGGGCUGGAGCCAAAGUUGAUGACGCCCAUUUCAAGGAGAAGGGCGUGACAGAAGACUUUCUUCCAGAGCUGGUUCGGCGUGCCGAGACCGUCAUUGAAAAGAUCGGGGAGGAGUAUAAAUCCGUCUUCCUGGAAGAAUAUAAACGCCUUAUGACCGCUCGGCUUGGUCUGAAAACCACAAAGCAAGGGGAUUUUGAGACACUCUAUUCAGAGCUUUUGGACACCAUGGAGGCACUUGAAAUUGACUUCAACCAAUUUUUUCGCAAGCUCUCCGGAUUGAAAUUUGCCCAAUUAAAUAAUGAGAAAGAGAGAAAGAAAGUAGCGGAGAUUUUCUUUCAUCGUGAGGGCGUGACGGGAAUCAACAACACCGAAGAAGCUGCAAGGGAGCGCAUAAGCAACUGGCUUCAGAUCUGGAAAAAUCGAGUAUUAGAGGAUUGGGGUGAAGGCUUCGAGUUGGAACGCGAACAGGUUAUGAAGGAAGUAAACCCAAAGUUCAUCCCGAAGUCUUGGGUCUUGGAUGAAGUUAUUCGCCGCGUUGAAAAGGACAACGAUAGAGCUGUACUUCAGCAGGUUCUGCACAUGGCUUUACAUCCCUUUCAAGAACGCUGGGAAGGAAAUGACUCGGACCAAGAAAGGUUUUGUGGAGACGUACCCCGCCUUGGCAGAGCAAUGCAAUGUAGCUGCAGUUCUUAAACCCUGAUUCAGCCGGCUGUUGCCUGUAAUUGAGGCUAGAAAUGGUUGCAGUAAAUCUAGGAAUGCUCGGGCUUUUGUUUGUCAAAUCCCCUCGGGGUCCAUAGAGGUGGCGGAUAGCAAAUCAUUGAGCAUUGGUGCUUAUCUUCGUUGUUCGUAGGCGUACUCAUAGAAGGUAAAGCCCGGGGCUCGAAUUUUUUCAAGCUUGCGAGAUGCAGCUGGCAGGCUCGUGCAAAGAACGACUGCGUUGCUCUUGAAUGAAAACAAUCUACGCUCCGGAUUGCGCAUUGUGAAAAUCGCUGCUGUGAUUAGUACGAGCUGCAAUUUGC
Messenger RNA from Xylona heveae TC161, 2401 nucleotides. RefSeq names its product UPF0061-domain-containing protein. Lineage: Eukaryota; Fungi; Ascomycota; Xylonomycetes; Xylonales; Xylonaceae. The transcript is spliced from 6 exons. The record is from RefSeq and is a predicted model, not a curated record. The coding region runs from base 144 to 2075 and encodes 643 amino acids.